GCGGUGCUAACGGGACGUUAGCCCUGUAGGUUUAUUCUACCGAACCUGUCCGCCACCGACUUCUGCCGCAAAGACUGAAUCGAUACAAUUUUAAAACGUGCAUUUAAGAUGCGAUAGAAAAGACAACGAUGUAGUCGCCUGUCGGUCGUUGUAAUUUCCACAUUCAUGUUUAUUUAGCAAGUGUGUGUUCUUUUAUGUUUAGCUUUAAUUUGUGUUCUCAUCGCCGCACCCACCAUAUUUAUUAUUUUAUUGUAAGCUAGCAGGCUAGCGUCUUCUGGGAGCUAACGUUGACUUGAAGUCGAGCACAGACGGUUACGACAUAUAAAUAACAACAAACUACGAGGCAUUCAAGGUAUAGGCGUUGUCUUGAAUAUUAAUGUGCCGUUUUUGUUCAUGCUGACUUGCUCCUAAAUUACUGUACCGCCACACCUCAGCUUGUGAUCUAGUUAUUCACGUCCUGUAGUCAUCAUGACGGGUGAAAAGAUUCGCACUUCACGGAAGGACCACAAAAAAACCAACAAAAACCAAGCGAUAAUGGACGCCUACGACGAGACCUCCAACGGGACGAUCCCUAACGGUACGGGUUACUUUAAGUCCAACAAGGCUUUCCACAAAUCGGUCAAAUCCUCAGCCCUGCAAGAGCAGCUCAAUGCAAACAACAUCAAUGGAAACGCACCAGUCGUCGCGGAAGAUAGCAACAAAAACCCGAUAAUCCUGACGAGUGACGAGCUGGAGUUCCCUGUUCACGAGUGCGUGUUCAAAGGAGACGUGCGUCGGCUCUCCUCUCUCAUCAGGACCAACAGCAUCUCGCAGAAAGAUGUUCACGGGAACACACCUCUUCACCUGGCUGUGAUGCUGGGCCACAAAGAGUGCGCUCUUCUGCUUCUGGCCCAUAACGCUCCUGUGAAGAUAAAAAACGCACAGGGAUGGAGUCCUUUAGCAGAAGCUAUCAGCUACGGUGACAGACAGAUGAUCACAGCUAUAUUAAGGAAGUUGAAGCAGCAGUCGAGGGAAAGUGUGGAGGACAAGAGGCCAAAAUUACUGAAAGCUCUCAAAGAGCUUGGUGACUUUUAUCUGGAGGUGCACUGGGACUUUCAAAGCUGGGUUCCUUUGCUGUCCAGAAUGCUGCCAUCUGAUGCUUGUAAAAUCUACAAGCAGGGCAUAAAUAUCAGGCUCAAUACUACCCUCAUAGACUUCAAUGAUAUGAAGUGUCAGCGUGGAGAUCUGAGCUUUAUUUUCAACGGUGACGCCCCGCCCUCACAGUCCUUUGUGGUUCUGGACAAUGAAGCAGAAGUGUACCAAAGAAUACACCAUGAGUGCUCACCCCGCUCCUCCUCCAAGGAGUCAGAGAUGGAGACUGAAGAAGAAGUGGACAUUCUGAUGAGCAGUGACGUCUACUCUGCAACCCUGUCAACAAAGUCCAUCACCUUCUCUCGUAGUCAGAUUGGCUGGCUCUUCAGAGAGGACAAAACAGAGAGGGUUGGAAACUUUCUGGCUGACUUCUAUUCGGUGAACGGCCUGGUGCUAGAGUCAAGGAAACGACGGGAGCACUUAAGUGAAGAAGACAUCUUGAGGAACAAAGCCAUCAUGGAGAGUUUGAGUAAAGGAGGCGGCAUCAGUGAGCAGAAUUUUGAGCCUGUGAGAAGGCAGUCCCUCACAGCUCCAACUCCUAACACCAUUUCUUGGGAAGAGUACGUAACUGCAGAGCCUGGAAAGCCUCCUCAUCUUGGCCGAGAACUUGUGUGUAAAGAAAGCAAGAAGAACUUCAAAGCUACUGUAGCUAUGAGCCAGGAUUUCCCUUUAGGCAUCGAGUCGUUACUAAACGUCUUGGAAGUCGUAGCGCCGUUCAAGCACUUCAACAAACUCAGAGAGUUUGUUCAGAUGAAGCUUCCACCUGGGUUUCCAGUCAAACUAGACAUCCCCGUCUUCCCCACGAUCACAGCGACUGUCACCUUUCAGGAAUUCCGCUACGACAAAUUUGAAGAGUCUAUUUUCUACAUCCCUGCUGAGUACAAGGAAGAUCCCAACCGCUUCCCAGACCUCUGAUCUGUUGACACGUCUGACACAAACAGGAAACGGCUAGCGGGUUCGGGAGAGCGCAGGCUCAUUCUGAAUCCAUUAGUUGUUCAAGAAGAGAAAAUAAAGGGAGUAACUUUAAAAAAAAAGAAAAAAAAGAGUUAAUGUUCAUUUUGCUGAUGUAUCCAAAGCAAAUCAAUGCAAGAAAAUAUCAGAGCUCCAUGUGGCAUAUAGAGUGCCGGCAGUUGUUUUUGUGAAAUGAGUGAUGGCUUUCUUUGUUCUCGCUGUUCAUAAACUGAGCCGUUAAAGCUGCUGUUCUCUACUUUUAAAGCUGUCAGGUGACCCAGCUCGUACAUCUCAUCGGUAUUUAAAUAUAUACUUUAUUUCAUCUGUAAGGAUUCUCAUUCUCGAAACAUCACUCCCAUCAUAUGUAAAAUAGUUCAUGUCUCUUUAAUUCACAAUAACAAAUAAUAGCUAUAUCCUCAAACUGAGCUUACUGUUCAUUUAUAUAUUGUGUACUAUAUAUAAACUCAAAUGAGUAACACUGUGUAGCAAUACAUUUCCAGUUCUUAAGAAUGUUUUUUUAACCAGGUGGGAAAAGGCUUUGGCUGAAAAAUGCAGAUAUUCAGCCUUUUUCCCAUGCAGGACACAGUCUCCUGUGUGUUCAGGUUUGCUAAUGUUACCUCUCAGCUGUCCACGUUUUGUCGUGAUAACGAGCUCUGUGCUCAGAGUGAUAUGUUGUGUUGAGGUUUGUUGUGUCAGUUUGUGUGGGGGAGAACCCAGAUGGGAUAUCAGGUAAACUGUUCUUAAAGUUUAUUACUGCACUGAUAUUUAAGGCAUGCUGUGGCUGUGUUGGCCUUUUGGAUCACAUGCAUCUUUAUGCUACAUUAUUUAAGCAUUUGUUACUGUAUAUUACCUCCAGAUCCACUGAUAUUUAGAUGAGUUUUAAAAGAAAUGUAACACUAACACUUUAGAACUUGUAGUGCUCAUUAAAAAUAUUUUCUACACAUAUAUAGAAAGCCAAGGAGGGAAAACCAAGCUGUGAAGUUUAUAAAACUGGAUACAUUCAUCCAAAUAGGAAUUAUUCUGAUCCAUUGUCGCUGGCUUCAGUUAAAAUGUACUGCAAUCAUAACCACUUCACAUCCCUUUAAAUAAAGC
Molecule: messenger RNA, 3174 nt
Organism: Nematolebias whitei (Rio pearlfish)
Lineage: Eukaryota; Metazoa; Chordata; Actinopteri; Cyprinodontiformes; Rivulidae
Product: ankyrin repeat domain-containing protein 13C
Exons: 13
Coding region: 469-2046 (525 amino acids)
Cellular component (GO): cytoplasm
Molecular function (GO): protein binding
Source: RefSeq, a predicted model, not a curated record